Necator americanus (New World hookworm) is the source of this 570-nucleotide messenger RNA. RefSeq lists its product as uncharacterized. The transcript has 4 exons. The coding region runs from base 1 to 570 and encodes 189 amino acids. NCBI's taxonomy places the organism in Eukaryota, Metazoa, Nematoda, Chromadorea, Rhabditida, Ancylostomatidae. The record is from RefSeq and is a predicted model, not a curated record.
AUGCACAAACUCAAGCCUGCUAACAAAGCCAAACCAUUGGAACAACUACCCAUGAUUAUUACACGACACGAUCGUAGUAACUGCACUAACGUAUUCAUUCCUGCACCACUUCCAUAUGCUGGUCUGACUGCAGUAAUUUUAGCUACCGUUCUCAUGAGUGCGAGUGCAAGAUAUGCACAAGCUGGGUCAUGCGUUGACAGUAAGUGUCACACAAUGCCAUCUAACGAAACUGUCCACGAAAAUGGGGAAGGAUACGAAGGUUCUGUUGAUGAGACCAUACGAGACGAACAAGUCAACAUCACUGUGAUAUCCUUACAAAACCUAACGAUCACAGUAAUCAAUCAACGGUACUUAAAUGGACCGCCUUCACUGGACGUGCGGGCCCUUCCAUCUCUUCCACUCGUUUCGUUUCCUCGCUACUGUCAUCCAAGAUGUUGUCAAGUUUGCCGUGAACAGCUUCGACGAUAUAGUAUCGCCUUGUCGUAUCCCCUUUCCAAUGGGUAUGGUGAGAGGGCGGUGGAAAAGCUGUGUCUUAGUCUUACUGGUGCAUCGAUCGUGACAAUUGGCUAA